Molecule: messenger RNA, 3515 nt
Organism: Tachysurus fulvidraco (yellow catfish)
Lineage: Eukaryota; Metazoa; Chordata; Actinopteri; Siluriformes; Bagridae
Gene: ncalda
Product: neurocalcin delta a
Exons: 5
Coding region: 317-898 (193 amino acids)
Biological process (GO): calcium-mediated signaling
Cellular component (GO): cytosol
Molecular function (GO): calcium ion binding; actin binding; tubulin binding
Source: RefSeq, a predicted model, not a curated record
AGGAGAAAAGGCAAAAAAAAAACUUCAGUCAAGCUGCUGCAGGAGGGCGUUCAUGGCGCGUGAAGUGACGUCAUUAGACUUUCCUGGGGCCAUUCUGCAGCGCCGCGUCCGGGAAACUGCAGUUUUCCUCAAACUCGCGUUUUAGUUUUCUUCUAUACGUUGCCCUUUGCUCCUGUUUCUGAAACCCGCAGCCUCGCAAGGCUAUCGCAUCCGUGUGUACGGCAUUAGAUUAGCUGGCUCUGGGCUUUUCUCUCACAACAGUGGGGAACAUCGCAGACGUCCAGCCAACUCUGUAACUAUAACGUGAAACUCAAGCAUGGGGAAGCAGAACAGCAAGCUGCGACCAGAGGUAAUGCAGGACCUGCUGGAGAGCACGGAUUUUACCGAACACGAGAUCCAGGAGUGGUACAAGGGCUUCUUGCGGGACUGCCCCAGUGGCCAUCUAUCUAUGGACGAGUUCAAGAAGAUCUAUGGCAACUUCUUUCCGUACGGGGACGCCUCCAAGUUUGCUGAGCACGUGUUCCGCACCUUUGAUGCCAAUGGCGACGGCACUAUAGACUUUAGAGAGUUUAUCAUCGCGCUUAGCGUCACGUCACGAGGAAAGUUGGAGCAGAAGUUGAAAUGGGCUUUUAGCAUGUAUGACCUGGAUGGGAAUGGAUACAUCAGUAAGGCAGAGAUGCUGGAAAUCGUGCAGGCUAUUUAUAAAAUGGUUUCGUCGGUAAUGAAGAUGCCAGAGGAUGAGUCUACACCAGAGAAAAGAACAGAAAAGAUCUUUAGACAGAUGGACACCAACCGAGAUGGUAAGCUGUCUCUGGAGGAGUUCAUUAAAGGAGCAAAGAGUGACCCUUCUAUCGUUCGUCUGUUGCAGUGUGACCCCAGCAGCGCAGGACAGUUCUAGAAGCCGCAUCCAUCACUUUCUCCUCCUCCAUUUUAUUUAUUAAUGGUUUUUAUUUCAGUCUUUGAUACCAUAAUACUGGGACAUGACUGGGCCUCUUUAUAUGGGUCUGUAUCCCAUCAAACUGAACUUCACCAGAUCUAGGCACCAUGUACACAUACAACCUUUUCUCUCUGUCCCUAUUUCUCUCACUUACUAACCUCUCUUAUCACACACACUUUAACAUGGUGUGCUCUCUCUUUGAGGAUUUUUGAUCUGAUUUAGGGGAUAUUUCUGUGCUCAGUCACAUCACAUGGAGUGCCUGAUAGAAGCACAUGUUUUCUUCAUGCAGAAUUAGGAGUUUAGAUAUUUUGGUCAAAUAAAAUUUGAAGAUGAGAUGGACAGCUCGACCUAAUGGAGAAGUGAAGCACUGAAAGAAAAGAUUUGGAGGCCUGCUUGUGAUUCUUAUUUUAACAGGACAGUUUGACCGUACUGUCAAGUAUCCAACAGUAUUGUUACAAGAAAACACAGCUCUAAAUUCUUAUGUUUAAUUUUUGACCAGCAGUGAUUAACACCACAUCCUCACCAGAUGCCUUUUACACAAUUCAGUACACGCACCAAACAGAUGCAGUUAAACGGAUCGGUAGAAUAGGUUUUUUAUUUUAGUAUAGUAGUCAUGCAGUACUAUACAGUUUUUUUAUUCCUGACCUACAACAUGGUAUGGAGUUUAAUUUUUGUCCCUAAUUUAGUAUUGGCAUGCCUGAAAUGUUCUGGAUCAUCACUCUGGAUAUGUACAUAUUCUUGGAAGAGCCUUGCAAUUUGGUUUAACCUUUUACUGGGGUGUUAAUUCCCAGUAAUGUUCCAGUAUCUACCCAUUUUAUUAUUAGUGUAUCAGUGUUAUUAAUCAUGACAGCCAAUACUUCAACAUAACUGUGCAGUAUGUACACUACACUUUCCCCCAAAUCCCAAUAAACACAUAUAACUGUUAGAAGUGCACUCAUUAUUCUCCCUUGUGCCGUAUUGCCAGAAGGAAACGAAAUGAAGAACUGUGGGACAAUAGUAGGCCUGUAUAGUCUGUAUAUUUUAUUUUCCAAAUAAUGAAACAACAGACUUGCAUGCAGAACUGUCAGAUGACUAUUUUAAGAUGCAACAUCUUGCUUUUAGUGUUUUCAGUGAAGCAUGUUAAAUAAGUUUUAGCUGUAUAUGAAAGAGAAAUUUUUGUGUUGUAUGCAUGCUGGUUUGUGUGUGUAUGUGUGUGGCUAUAGUGUGUCCUGGUACUGUUUGCUCACACUGCUCUCGGUGGUCUGUUGCCUUGUCUAAGCGAGCUUGUGAGCAGCUGAAACUCUGAUAUUUACAAUAGAAGACCAGAAGAUAUUGAUGUAAAAGUUAGUCUGAUGUAUAUUUUAAAUCUAGUAUGGACUUUAGGUUGUAGAUAUGUAGACACUGUGAGCUUACUGACCUGCCACACACACACACACAUGCAAAUAGUAUUGUGUUUCUGUAGAUAACUUCUUUAUUGUUGUCAUGUUGCUUUUUACUGAUGAUAAUGCCUGUGAUGCUGAAACCUAAUCUAGUAGUAGCCUCUUACUUCUGGAAGAGUAUAGAACAAAUGGUCAGGGUCCAAUUUCCCAAAUCAAUUCAUUCAUGAGAAAAAAAAAAGUUUCUUAUUGAACUUGGUACAUUUAGAUUAAUGUGAUGUAUUAGCCAGGUGGUUAGACAGCUGGGCUGGAAUUUUUGUGGCAUAACCUGCCUGUUUCUGAUGUCUUCUUUAAGGUUUAACAAAGUGGGAUCUGAUCUCAGUGACUACAUUUCCUCACCAUUAAUCAGACAAAUCAGUAGUAGUUGUUGUGUGUAUAUAUACAAUCAAUUUUAAAAAUUAUAUAUAGUUUUAGAAUUAGAAAUCCACUUCACUUUACAUGCUUUCAGUGUGCAUGAUAAACACAUUGGAGCUCUAGAUGCAUUCUGCUGCUGCUGCUGCUGCUGUUUAUUGCAAGUUUUGAAUGUUAUCAGAUGCCACUGCAAGUUGUUGAAUGCCUUACUGCAGUAAUUCUCAUAUACAGUUCUGGGAACCACACACACUUUACAUUUAAGUGUUUUCCUGCUUUAACACACCUGAAUCAGCUCAUAAAGGACUUUGGUUCAAGUGUAUUAGAGCUGUUGCUUCACAAAUAUGUGCAGAACAUGUGGUUCCCACAACUGCAGUUGAGGCCCACUGCCUUGACUUCAGUACUGCUAUAUAUUUCAUUUGAUUAAGGUGCAUUCUUUUUCCUUUCUUAAACUGCUGUUUUGUAAAGUUGGGAAAUGUUCAAACAUCACAACUACUGCAGAAUUUACUCCAUGGUGUAUGCAUAUGUUUAAUUUUGUAUUUUUUUCUUUUUAAGAAUGACAUAUUUCUCUAUCACAAUUUAUAUCUGUUGGUUAGGUGCCAAAUAUACAGAACCAGUAUUGUAUAAAUUUAUACUGUACAAUUAUUUGUCAAACAGAACAUUUGUAUUUGUUGCAGUAUGUUUGUUUUUUGUUUCUUUUUUUUGUUGUUUGGUAGAUUUUGUAUGGUAACCUGUAUUUUGUGGCAAUGUCAACUUGAGGUAUAGACAUCUGUUUUAGUUAUGCUAUAAAACGAAAAUUAAAUUUAGGAAAUAAA